AUGUCUGACAGCGAUAGUGACUGUGAACCACGUGACUUUAGUCCUCAACCACACUCUAGUGAUAUGCAGGUCCAAAUGAACCUGUUGAGACAGGAAAUGGGAGUUCUUAGGGACUGUUUAAGUAGUUCCUUGCGCAUGCAGACUGAAAUCCUUAAGCAGUGGGAAAAAGAACCUGAGCCCUACGCUCCUCGUCAUGUAGUCACAUUUUCUGACCCACUUAGUGCAUCCACACCCCAUCACAUCAACCACACUAGUCAACCAGUAGGUGUUCAAGCUUAUGAUCACAGGGCUCCUGAGGUUCACAAAACCACUACUCACCCAAAGCCAGAGACAUGCACUGGUUCGGGGGCUACAGGACUCAAACUCGACCCAUGCUCAAAUAGUGUGUUCUUGUCUGGAACAAAGACAAAUGCUUCUUGCAGCAGUGUCAGCUGCUCAGGUGGUCAUCUGUUGUCCGACUCAUCUAUUCUCAGUGGCACUUCAAGGGUUUUGACGUCUCUGUUGCAACAAUCCAAGCUCGAACCUCCUGUAUUUAGUGAUUCGGGAAGUGUUUCCCCAGAAGAAUGGCUUCGUGCUGUGGACUCUUACAAGCAUGAUGUGGGGCUGUCAGAUGCCCAAGUCCUGUCAGAACUGCCGAGAUUUCUAAGGGGUGAGCCUGGUCGCUGGUUUCAGGUGCUCAAACCUCAUCUUCGCAACUGGUCCCAGUUCUCUGAGCUUUUUCAAAAGGCCUUCUUGCCAUUUGAUAAUCAAGAAAGAAUUUGGAGAAACAUCCUGGACCACGUUCAAGCUCCCGACGAGCCCCUGCCAACUUUUGUUGCACACAUGCUAUGUGAAUUUGCUAAGCUCAAGAAUCCACCUCCUGAACAGGAGCAAGUUGAGAUUAUUUGCAAACAUGCUUUAGAGAAGUAUGCUGUUGCUCUUUAUGGCACACCUGUUCCGUCUGUCGCAGACCUGUUGCUACGAGCCCAUGAACUGCAUGCAGCCCUUGGUCACCGCGAUCGCAAUAGACCACCACCUUCUCUUCGUAAGCCAGCUAAAUCUGUAUUCUGCUAUGGGUGUUCCUUGCCUGGUUUCACUGCACGUACUUGCCCACAGUGCAAUUCUUUGGAUCCCCAAGAGGAAGAAAGCGGACAGGGGCCAAGCAAAGAAAAAGCGGCAGCCCCAGGGAAACUUGCAAGGGGGGAGGCCGUAUCGACGAGGCACCCCUCCCCCCAGGAAUUAGCUAAGCCUCUUUCUAAUGCCCCUGGUGUCACCUUUCUGGGACACAUUGAGGACACCACGUCCACUGCCUUCUGGAAUACCCCAUUCUGUGUCACAUUGAAGCUUAAAAACCAUGUUGUGACAGCAACCUUAGACACCGGAGCUUCACUUUCUGCCAUACAAGCAACAUAUGUAGAGAAAGAUUCAGACGGAAAGAUCAAGUGCACGCCAUGGACAGCUCCUCCUUUAAGACUGGCUGAUUCAGCACGCUGUGACCCAAUUGGUGUUACCUGGCUACCAAUAUGGUUCCAGGGUCAACGUUUCUUUCACCGAUUUGUAAUUCUUAGCCAGAUGGCUUCUCCAGUCAUUCUGGGAAUGGACUUUAUGCUCCGUGCAUCCGUCACCAUACACAUACCAAGUAGAACUGUGUCUAUCGGUACCCAGGCAGACCAAGGCGGGGGUGUAUUGGCUGAUGCACCAGUUCCUAAGGAAACACUGUGUACACUGGAGGGUCCUGACCUUUCCUGCCCACAAGGGGAAGCCAGUUCCAUAUCAGUUAAGGUAGGAGAAUCUUCAUUAAACCAUGACCAGAAGGAGAAAUUGCAGGAACUUUUGAGGGACUUUCAGGGUCUGUUUGCUGGCCGCCUUGGUCACACCACGCUAGCAGAGCAUCGUAUCGAGACCGGGGAUGCCAGGCCAAUUAACCUCCCCCCCUAUCGCACCUCUCCGCUGAAAAAGAAACUUAUCGAAGAGCAAAUACAAAAAAUGUUGGAAGAAGGCAUAAUCGAACCAGCUUCAGGUCCGUGGGCAGCGCCAGUUGUCAUUGUGCCAAAAGCCUCCGGAGAACCAAGGUUUUGCGUCGAUUACAGAGGACUUAAUCAGGUGACCGUCAAAGAUCGCUACCCACUGCCAAGAGUUGACGAAUCAUUAGACUUCCUAGCACGGGGAAAGUUCAUCUCUACUAUUGAUUUAGCCCGAGGGUACUGGCAGGUUGGGGUCGAAGAAAGUUCAAGGCCAAAAACUGCAUUUGCCUCCCACUGUGGCCUAUUCCGUUUUAAAGUUUUACCGUUUGGCCUUUGUAACUCACCUGCCACUUUUCAAAGACUUAUGAACACAGUCUUGGCGGGACUGGUGUAUAAGUGUUGUGCAGUCUACCUUGACGAUGUGGUGAUCGCGUCGCCAACUUUUGAUCAACAUCUCCGCGACCUGAGAGAGGUGUUUACAAGGCUCGAAUCGGCCGGACUAUCACUGAAGCUGGGCAAGUGUCAGUUUUGUUUGGAUGAACUUAAGUUCCUGGGGUACAGAGUCUCUCCUGAGGGAAUCCGACCUGACCUUGACAAGGUAAAAGCAGUUACAGAAUUCUCAGUGCCAACUGAUGUGCGACAAGUAAGACAGUUUUUAGGUCUGACUAGCUAUUACAGACGGUUCAUAAGUGGAUAUGCAAAGCAAGCUGAACCCCUGUUCGCCCUGACCCGACAAGACUCUUUGUUUCUAUGGGAUGAAAGCUGUCAGCAGGCAAUGGACUUUUUGAAAGAACGCCUCACCUCAGCACCCAUAUUAUGUUUCCCUGAUUUUGAGCGCACUUUCUACCUGCACACAGAUGCAUGUGACUUAGGACUUGGUGCGGCGCUUAUGCAGAAGGACGAAACUGGGAAAGAGGUGGUGGUGGCAUACGCCAGUCGCACUCUGCACAAAUCUGAAAAACCCUACUCAACGACUGAGAAAGAGUGUCUCGGGGUGAUUUGGGCUCUAGAGCAUUUUAGACCUUAUAUUGAAGGUCUUCCAGUUACAGUCUAUACAGACCACAGCAGCUUGAAGUGGCUUAUGUCUCGGCCAAACCCGUCAGGUCGACUUGCAAGAUGGUGCCUUAGGCUCCAGGAUUUUGACAUCAGAAUCAUUCACAAACCAGGUGCACGAAAUCAGGUGCCAGAUGCGCUGUCACGGAACCCCGUGCAGUCAGACCAGGGCCCCACUGACCUUCUUCCAGAGCAUGCGGUCAUAGCAGGCCUAGACCUCCGUGCCCAGCCCAUGGUGGAACUGACCGACAAAGAGCACUUACGGCGUCUUCAGCAUGACGACCCAGCCUUGUUGAAUAUUUUCCAAAAGUUGGAGAAUUCCCAGUGUACUGAGUCCGAGGAGGACUGGGAGACCAAGUUCACUGUGCAUGAGGGACUCCUGUAUUACAGAGAAGGCAGAUUUAGCUGUAGCUUACACCCUCUGAAGGAGCUAAAACUUUAUGCCCCGGAAUCCAUUAGAGGUUCCUUGCUGAAUUAUUUCCAUGAUCACCCGACCGCUGGUCAUCUGGGCAUUACGAAGACCCUCGCUAGAAUGCGCCUGCGUUUCUUUUGGCCAAAGAUGAGGAAGGAUGUAAAGACGUAUGUGCUCUCUUGCCCAGUGUGCCAACUUACCAAACCUAGUCAAAAGAAACCUGCUGGUCUGCUAGUGCCUAUCCAUACCAGUGAGCCAUGGGAAGUCGUUGGUGUUGACUUUGUGGGGCCGUUACCCCGCACAGCGUCUGGAAAUGCUUAUAUUCUAGUCUUUGUUGACUACUUCAGCAAGUGGAUAGAGGUGUGCGCAGUCAGAGAAGCCACAGCACAAGUCGCCGCGAGCAAGUUUCAGAGUGAGGUGUUUGCCCGCCACGGGGCCCCAAAGUACCUAAUUUCAGACAGGGGUACGCCGUUCAUGAGUGAACUUUUCAAUCAAGUGCUGACAAUUGUGGGUUCUGAGCAUCGUCUUACCACAGCUUACCACCCCCAGACAAAUGCGACAGAGAGAGUGAAUCGCACCCUCAAAACAGCGAUUCGAGCAUAUGUCGGGGAUAAACAUAACACCUGGGACAAGUAUAUCCCACAGAUUUGCUUUGCACUCAGAACAGCCCCUCACGAAAGUACGGGUUUCAGCCCAGCGAAAAUGCUCUAUGGGAGAGAACUUGCGACCCCAGUAGACUUGCUGACCCAACCGUCCACUGAUGGGACAGACGACCCUUUCUUGUCCCCGCCACAAACCCUUGAACAGUCUUUGCAGGAGACUCAUGAUCAUGCUCGAGCAGCACUUCAGACUAGUCACGAACGUAAAAAGCACUAUUACGACUUAAAACGUCGACCUGUCACCUAUCAGCUCGGAGACCUGGUCCGCCUUAAGACUCAUCCCCGCUCUGAUGCUGUAGCAAACUUGACUGCAAAGCUAGCAUGUGUUUAUGCUGGACCUUACCGCGUUGUCCAAAGGCUGUCUGCCGUCAACUACCGUCUAGCCAAUAUGGAUGGCACAGAUGUGGGUGUUGUUCACGUUGUUAAUCUCCAGCCUUUCCACACGUGGACCACAUCAGAGUCACAGAAUAAACGGCGGCACAGCCCAAGCCGUUCCAGACAGCACGAGUCUCACAGUGCAGUCGAUGAGGAUAAUGAUGAUAGGCCAAGUGGGAAUCUAGAUGAUGUUGGCAGCUCAGGGGAUGAGUGCUCAGCACCUGACGAGGCUGUGGAAGAGGAACCUAAGCUCGAAAGUCAAAUAAUUAGUCCUGAGUCUGGCCUUGUUGACUUGUCACAGCCUUUAGCUGACAUGUUUGAUGGUGACACUGACGUCCCACUUCCUUCGAAUUAUAAUUUGAGGAGUAGGGCAGAUACUGCUCCUAUGCUUGACGCAGACAUUGACUUUACUACAGGCCUAGGCCCUGACAGUAGUGCUGCUGGCAGUGACCCAUCUGACGUUCCACAAUCUAACGCUUAUGACCUCAGACCAGUACUCUGCGUUGAUACCACUGCU
This is a messenger RNA of Cylicocyclus nassatus, 4959 nucleotides long. NCBI's taxonomy places the organism in Eukaryota, Metazoa, Nematoda, Chromadorea, Rhabditida, Strongylidae. The record is from the annotation of a GenBank genome assembly.